Molecule: messenger RNA, 1833 nt
Organism: Nanorana parkeri
Lineage: Eukaryota; Metazoa; Chordata; Amphibia; Anura; Dicroglossidae
Product: dual specificity tyrosine-phosphorylation-regulated kinase 2-like
Exons: 3
Coding region: 58-1833 (591 amino acids)
Biological process (GO): cytoplasmic stress granule disassembly; peptidyl-threonine phosphorylation; peptidyl-serine phosphorylation
Cellular component (GO): nucleus
Molecular function (GO): protein serine/threonine kinase activity; ATP binding; protein serine/threonine/tyrosine kinase activity
Source: RefSeq, a predicted model, not a curated record
CAAAUCUCCGUGUGUCAGGUGUCUAGGACGGGCCGGGCAGGACGGGGUGUCAAGCGGAUGAGCCCGAGCGGUGUCGGGGAUGGAUCACAGGCGGCGGCUGUCGUUGCUUCUGUCCCGGUGGCAGAUAUGAUGCUCCUUACCAGGAAGCCGGAGGGCCCGAUCACAGCAGUGCGAUAUGGAGAUGGAUUGUAUGAUUCCUACAUGAGGGUCGACCAUGUGUUAGUACAGGAUGCUGCAGCAGAAAAAGAGAGUCCCUCCACUUUGCCUUCUAUUGGUAGACUUGUUAUAAGUACGAAUAAAUUCACAAUGAAGGAUCACCAACAGGUCAAAGUCCAGCAAUUAUUUGAGAACUCUGGAAAUCUUAGAGCUGGUGCCAAAAUCUCUGGAACUGACAGGGUGUUGCCAGUACUGACCAAAGAGAAGAGUUCAGACAGCUCAGGAAACUCUAAAUCCAGUGAUGGAUCCAUCAAGUCUGCAAAAGCCACCUAUCUAACUCCUGAACAAGCGCUGAAGCAACACAAACCUCAACUGGCAUCUUAUGAAUUGCAAGAGAUCAGCAAUUUUCAUGAAAUUUACUUUGUGGGUCCAAAUGCAAAAAAGAAACAAGGCAUUGUUGGGGGUACAAAUAAUGGAGGGUAUGAUGAUGACCAAGGUGGAUAUAUAUUAGUCCCUCAUGACCACCUGGCUUACCGUUAUGAAGUGAUCAAAAUCAUUGGGAAAGGUAGCUUUGGCCAGGUGGCAAAAGUUUAUGACCACAAACUUCAUCAACAUUUUGCACUCAAGAUUGUCCGCAAUGAAAAGAGAUUCCAUCGGCAGGCAGCAGAAGAGAUCCGCAUUCUGGAACAUCUAAAAAAGCAAGAUAAAACUGGGAGCAUGAAUGUUAUCCAUAUGCUGGAAAGCUUUACGUUCCGCAAUCACAUAUGCAUGACGUUUGAGUUGCUAAGCAUCAAUUUGUAUGAACUAAUUAAGAGAAACAAAUUCCAAGGUUUCAGUCUGCAGCUAGUCCGUAAGUUUGCUCAUUCAAUCUUGCAAUGCUUGGAAGCAUUGCACAGGCAUAACAUUAUCCACUGUGACCUUAAGCCAGAAAAUAUAUUGCUAAAGCAACAAGGGCGCAGUGGAAUUAAAGUGAUAGACUUUGGGUCGAGUUGCUUUGAACACCAGAGAGUCUACACAUAUAUACAGUCUCGUUUCUAUCGGGCACCCGAAGUCAUCUUGGGAAGUCGGUAUGGAAUGCCAAUUGACAUGUGGAGCUUUGGCUGCAUUUUAGUGGAGCUGUUGACUGGCUACCCUUUAUUUCCAGGGGAAGAUGAAGGAGAUCAGUUGGCAUGCAUGAUGGAACUCCUCGGCACUGCUCCUCCAAAGCUUUUAGAUCAAGCGAAAAGAACAAAAAACUUUGUCAGUUCUAAAGGCUAUCCUCGCUACUGCACAGCCACUACACUACCUAAUGGAUCUGUUGUCCUAAAUGGAAGCAGGUCACGAAGGGGCAAAAUGCGUGGUGCUCCUGGUAGCAAGGACUGGGUGGCAGCUUUGAAGGGCUGUGAAGAUGCUCUUUUCAUCGACUUCUUAAAAGGUUGUUUGAAUUGGGAUCCGUCUGCACGCUUGACCCCAACUCAGGCACUAAGGCACCAGUGGAUAUGCAAGCGAUUGCCUAAGCCCCCCGUAACAGAGAAGUCCACUGGAAAUAAAAUGACCAGCCAUAUUAGCUCUUUCCCAGGGAUAAGUUCUAAGCUACCCCCUGUCGCGGGGGUGGCCAAUAAGCUACGGGCCAAUUUAUUGAGUAACUCAGAUGGGAGCAUACCACUUAGAACUGUCUUGCCCAAAUUAGUCAGCUAG